Molecule: messenger RNA, 3081 nt
Organism: Pollicipes pollicipes
Lineage: Eukaryota; Metazoa; Arthropoda; Thecostraca; Pollicipedomorpha; Pollicipedidae
Product: leucine-rich repeat-containing protein 15
Exons: 4
Coding region: 125-1855 (576 amino acids)
Molecular function (GO): protein binding
Source: RefSeq, a predicted model, not a curated record
GCUGCUGCCGUUGUUGGUUUGCUGCCUGAUCGCGGUCGGCUGCGGUCAGACCCGGUGUCCGGCCAGCUGCUCCUGUCGGCCGGACGGGCUCGGUCGCAAGAGGGUCAGCUGCGAGAGCGGCGGCAUGACCGACCCCUCCUUCCUCAACUACAUGGACAUCGACACCCGGGUGCUAGUGGUGACGGCGCCGGAGUGGAACCCCAACCAGCUGACGAUCGGACCCAUCUUCAAACGGUUCAGGGCCUUCAUGGAGGAGAUCACCAUCACCCAGUCAGGAGUACCAGCUAUCGGCGAGAACUCCUUCUUCGGCCUCCGUCUACUACGCAAACUGGACCUCUCGCACAACCUGCUGACCAACUUGUACCAGAACCACUUCAAGGGCUUACGCAACCUGCGCCACCUGGACCUGUCGCACAACAGGAUCGGCGCUGUGGCCAGCGGUGCGUUUCAGUUCACGCCGCAGCUUCGUUCUCUGAACCUGUCGGACAACAGCCUGCCCGAGCUGGUGCCCAGCAUGUUUCUGCGGCUCUCCGAGCUGCGCCAGCUCGACCUGAGCGGCAACUCGCCUGCCGGCCUCGACCCGGACGUGUUCAAGGACGUGAGCGAGCUGCGCGAGCUGCGCUGCGCCCGCUGCGACCUGACCAAGAUCAGCCCGCGCUUCUACCAGAUGGUGCCGCGGCUGGAGGUGCUCGACAUCAGCGACAACCACCUGUCGACGCUGCGCGCCGGCGAAUACGAACAGCUGCGACACCUGAAGCGGCUGCUCCUGGCCGGCAACCACUUCUCGUCGGUGGACUCGCUGCCGUUCAGCGGCCACCGGUUGCACGAGCUGGACCUCGGCCGCAACCAGCUGUCGACGCUGCCGGCCGGGGUGUUCGGUGACGUCACCGUGCGCCGGCUGGACCUCUCGUACAACGGUCUGUCGUCGCUGACGGCGGCCGUGCUGCGCCCGCUCGGAGACCAUCUGCAUUGGCUCUCGCUGGCCGGCAACGACAUGGCGCCGCGUGACGUGGAGGCGGUGGGCGGCGGCCUGCCGCGCCUGCAGCACCUCAACCUGGCCGACAUGGGCGUACUCUCGUUGUCUGACAGCCUGUGGGCGUCGCUGCCUAAGCUCGUCACGCUCAACAUGUCGGCCAACUACCUGCUGUCGCUGUCGGAGCACAUGCUGCGCCCGCUGCGCCGGCUGCGUCAGCUGGACGUCAGCGACAACCAGCUGUCGGCGCUGUCGGUGCCGGUGGCGCGCCAGCUGGAGCGGCUGGAGGAGGUCCGCCUGCAUGGCAACCCGUGGGCCUGCGACGCGUGCCGCGUGCGGCCGCUGCUGGCCUGGCUGCGCGCCGCCGAGUACGCCUACGGCUGUGUCGGCCCGAGCCCAGCCUCCUGCCUACGGUGCGCACAACCGCCGCGCAUGGCAGGCGUGGAGGUGCAACAGCUGAACGAGACGGUGCUGCCGCCCUGCGGUGAGGCGGCAGAGGAGAGCCCGGCGGAGUGGUGCCGGCGCCAGCGGGAGGCCGGCGGCGGCGCGACCGGCGAGGAGGCCCGCCACGAGCGCUACUGCGCUGCCGUGAUGACGCACUCGCCGGACGCGGCCGCCUCCUCGCAGCUGGGCGUGAUUGUGGGCUGCGUGCUGGCGUUACUGCUGCUGACGGCCGUCAUCUUGGCGCUGCUCGUGUACAACAGGCACAGCGCCAUCUACUACACGCACGAGGACGAACGCGACGACGCCGACGUCUACCAGAAGGCGGACGUCAACAAGAACAAGAAGCGCGUGCGCAUCGCGACCAUCGACGAGAUGAACGGCCGCGACGAGAGCCCGUUCGUGGACGAUGAGCGGCUGGGCGAGUUUCAGAACGGCUAGGCGCCGCCGCCGCCACCGGCUGGCGGCCGUCGGAGGUGGGCGAAGCGGCAGGACGCUGAGGGCCCGCGUGCCACGUGGUUGAACGCCGUGGAUUAUUCGGAUGCACUAGUCGUCGGCUCUGCGCUGCUUUGCCGGCAGGUUUCUUCUGGAAGCGGCGGACAUCGGUGUUGAUUUAUUGCGGAGCGAUAGCAGUGUGUAGCUGUUGGACGUGUUUUUGCAGAGGCUUUUAAAUCCUCCGGUGAAGACAUACUCGAGAAUGUGUCCUGCGUCUGUCUGAUAUGAUCGGACGGUGGAGCAAGAGCAAGUACAGGAACUGGUAUUUUUAUUCCUACUUAUGUUGCCAGCUAUGUGCUUACCGACCACCGCGCGGUGUUCCAACGCUUUAGCGUGUUUUUGUUGAUAAAUGUGCGGAACGAGCGAUUUGUAAGGCGCCAGUGAGAUGCAUCAUAUACACUACACCCAUAAGGGCGCCAUAUCUUUUUCCACGAGCAUCCGACUCCAUAGUCAUUCACAUGCCCGCUGCCAGCUGAUGAUUAGUGCUCGUGUCCGCUCACGCCCGGCGCCCGGCUGCGCUCGACACUCGGGUGAUGUGCAUUGCGAGGUCGUGUUGCGAGGAUCGGCGCGUUAUCGUCCCCUCCCCACGUCGCUUCCAUUCAGGCCCAGUCGGCACGGCCUGUGACCUUGCCUGCAGACCGCUGACUGAUGCGCCAAUCACGGCUCAGUUUAUCUCCGUUAGACGCGCUGUUUUUGCCGUGCUCCUCCUAUGGCUGCUGUUUGCCGCUGGCUCAAAUCGUGACGCUCUGCAGAUGCGCUGUCUGCGUCAGACUGACACUGGGCAUGCUAAAGCUGCUCAUGUGCGCGCAGAGCACGUGGGACCAGCCAGCUGGCCGCUAGCGAACAAGGAUCACCUCCUAAAAACGGAACCAUCAUCUAAUGGACUUCGGAGCUCAGUUUGUCGGCGGCGUCUGCAAAUCACCGACUUGUCACCAGUGUCACCAAUCACCGACGUGUGAUUUAUAUUUUGGUGCGAGCCGGUCGACCGAACUGAACGUCGAGGCUCGUGCUGCUCACCUCUGUUCCUAUAAUACGCCAUCUUGCUCUCGCGAGCGGCAUCAGACCGUGGCGUCGUGCCGGGUAUACCACUGUGUGCUACCUUUUACGAGUCGGAGUUUCUGAGGCGUUUUAUGCCCACCAAUGUCGUCCCGCAAUACAUGGAUGAAAUCUCU